This is a messenger RNA of Haemonchus placei, 918 nucleotides long. The record is from the annotation of a GenBank genome assembly. Lineage: Eukaryota; Metazoa; Nematoda; Chromadorea; Rhabditida; Trichostrongylidae.
AUGCGACUGCCAGAUCUAUUAUCUGCAAUAACACUCAACCUUGUCUUGGCCCUAUUCUCAAUGGUGAUGGCAAUAGUAGCCCUCGGGCUGCUGGCUUUUGUCCUUGCAAAGGACAACUACCUACACAAGGAAGGCCCAGCUGUUCCGAAAAACGACAAAAUCCGACGCCAUGAAAGCGUUGUGGUGGAUUUCAAGAAUCCAAGCACAGUACCAGACCAUUUUCUGCAGUUGAACACAUUGAUGUUCCAAAAGAAGCCUAAGAACAACCAAGUGACUGAAAUGGCUCGAGCUGUCCCACUAUCUGGUAUGGAUCUGAUGUCGUCAUCGAAACAAGAUCAGCUUGGAGAUAGUCAAGCUAUUGGUCCGUUUUUCUCAACAUCUCGAUGAGGAUGUUUAUCGAAAAUGACUUUUAUCGAAUAAGGCUUUGCAGAACACUCUCCAUCGUCAUUCGUAACGGAUUCCGGUAUUUCUGAUGAAGAGUACACAUCCGACACAACAAGCUCGGUAGAUGAGAGAUCAGGUCAAGCUACAAAGGGUUUCGUGACAGAAGCUUCAGGUUGGAUCGAGGAACGAGUAACAAUUGAGCCAUUGGCGGAGAAACGUAUCGUCGACCUUGAAUGCGGAUCAGAAUUCUCGCUCUGCAUACCAGAUAAAUGGGCAGUUACGAGCUGCAUGGUCACGACGAGGAAGAACUGGCGGUCAUUCAGGACAUUCACGACAAGAUCAUCAAAAGCGAAAGAAAAGGAAGCGAUCCAGUCGACGCAAACAGGUGUUAUAUACUUUGACUUUGCGAAAGCCUUCGAUAGAGUACCUCACAAAAGACUACUUCAUAAAUUGGAGAUGUUGGGUUUCCAUCCCACACUCGUAAGUUGGAUCGCUGAUUUCCUCCAUGGCAGGACCNUCAAUCAUCUUUUUUGA